Molecule: messenger RNA, 1269 nt
Organism: Phragmites australis (common reed)
Lineage: Eukaryota; Viridiplantae; Streptophyta; Magnoliopsida; Poales; Poaceae
Product: protein trichome birefringence-like 11
Exons: 4
Coding region: 1-1269 (422 amino acids)
Cellular component (GO): Golgi apparatus
Molecular function (GO): O-acetyltransferase activity
Source: RefSeq, a predicted model, not a curated record
AUGGAGAUGGCGAGCGCGAGGAGGAGGGCGAAGCAUAGCGGCGGCGACCAGAUCGUGCUGUGGGGCGCCUGCGUGCUCAUCUCCUCCCUCUCGCUGCUCGUCGCCGCCGUCUCCUCAGGGUUCGGCGCCGCGAGGAUCACCGGGGAGGUCAGCGCGCUCGUGAGGGCCACGAGCGGCGUCGUUCACGCGGGCGGCGACGGCGACGGCGGGUACUGCGUCGAGGAUGACCUCAGCAGCAUGUCCGUCGCCGGGGACUGGGUGCGCGACGCUGUGCAGCACCCGCUCUACGAGCCGGGACAGUGCCCGUUCGUCGACGAGGGGUUUCGGUGCAGGGAGAACGGCCGGCCGGACGACGAGUACCCCAAGUGGAGUUGGCGGCCAAGGCGCUGCAUGCUGCCAAGAUUUGACGCCAAGAAGCUGCUCGAGAUCCUCCGAAACCGCCGCCUCCUGUUCAUCGGCGACUCCAUCGGCCGGAACCAGUGGGAGUCGAUGCUGUGCAUGCUCUCCUCGGCAGUCACCGACAAGAGCUCGGUGUACGAGGAGAACGGGAACCCCAUAACCAAGCACAAGGGCUUCCUCUCCUUCAGGUUCCGGGACCACAACUGCACCGUGGAGCACUACCGGUCGCCCUACUUGGUCCGGCGCGGCCGUCCGCCGCGCCGCGCACCGAAGCACGUGCAGUCCACGCUGCAGUUGGGCGCCAUGGAUUUGAGAGCUCAUCAGUGGAAGGACGCAGAUAUCUUGGUGUUUAACACGGGGCACUGGUGGAACCAAGAAAGGCUACUGCAACUAGGAUGCUACUUCCAGGACGGCAAGAAGCUGCGGCUGGACAUGAGCAUCGAGGACGCCUACCAAAGAGUGAUGAAUACACUGCAGGAAUGGAUCCAAAAGGAAGUAAAAGCAACAAAAACCCUGGUCGUUCUCCGAACAUACUCACCAGCACACAUAAGGGUAACAAACAAUGAAGGCUGUGCCACGGAGACGCUACCGGAGCUGAACACGUCCAGGAUCUCACUGCACCAGUGGCCAGGCAUGCUGAACCCGGCUUUUGUGGCAUCGAAGUCCCAUAACGUGCCGAAGCUGCAUCUUCUGAACAUCACCCUGAUGACGGCGCAGAGGAGAGACGGCCACCCGUCGAGAUACAACGUCGCCCAGUCGUCGAGGAUGUCGGCCGGGCAAAGGGCGGACUGCAGCCACUGGUGCCUGCCCGGCGUGCCGGACGCGUGGAAUGAGCUCCUCUACUCUUUAGUUAUCAGGAGGUUUUUGUGA